This is a messenger RNA of Cyphellophora attinorum, 1503 nucleotides long. RefSeq lists its product as uncharacterized. The record is from RefSeq and is a predicted model, not a curated record. NCBI's taxonomy places the organism in Eukaryota, Fungi, Ascomycota, Eurotiomycetes, Chaetothyriales, Cyphellophoraceae. Bases 1 to 1503 code for a protein of 500 amino acids. Gene Ontology annotation, molecular function: DNA binding. Gene Ontology annotation, cellular component: nucleus. The transcript has 3 exons.
AUGUCGCCGAUGCAUGACUAUUCUCAGUUCGACUACCACCAGCCGCCUGCAUCUCUUCCAGGAUCACUCGAACCGGCGUGCAGAAUUGCACGGCCUCCCCCGUACGCUGCAGGAGUGCCGCAGAUGCCGCCACCGCUCAUCACAAGUCACAAUGUCCUGUGGCCGAGCAUGAUAGCCUCCGGAGCACACCCAUCUGGAGGUCACCCCGGGUCGUACCAGCCGCCAGUCCUUGCUGCAGCACCCAUACAUACACCACUGUCUGCUGGAACAAUCUCAGAUGUUACACCAACGAGCGCAAAGAGCAACACUUCCCGACGUAAGCUUACGGACGAGGAACGUCGGCAGAUGUGCUUGGAGGCUGAGCAGAAUCCCAGCAUGAAGCAGACGCAGAUAGGAGCCAAGUUCAACGUGGAGAGAAGCACUGUCUCCAAGAUACUGCGGCAGAAGGACAAAUACAUAAAUUUGCCUCCGUUGGAAGAUGUUGUCAGUCCGGGAAAGAAAUCAAAAGCAAAGUUGCCCGACUUCGAAAAGACGCUCGCCAACUGGGUACGCAAUCAGCAACGAAACGGGAUCGCGGUCGGCGACGAAGAUCUGAAAAGGCAGGCGAAAAAGUUCUCCUUCAGCAGGAGUGACCAAGCCUUGCUGUCGAGCACGAGCUGGCUCGAGAAGUUCAAGCAGAAGAACCAGCUGGGAAAGUACACGGACACUGCGACUGAUUCGACCGUGACAACACAAACAGAGACCUCUCCUUUCGCAUCACCUGCAUCAUCAGAGGAUGUGAAGGCUCCGGCAUCCGCUCUAGACGACGACGCAGUCAAGGACGAUAACGACCAGUUCUUCGAUUUUGUAGGCAAGUCAGAAGACUUCUUCGAGGAUCCCUCGGGCUUGUCUCCAUUGUCCGAUGAAGCUGUCCAGGACGACGACGUGAUGACCGAACUGCCUUCCAGACCUACCUUCAGAGUUCCGUCUGGGACCAACCUCCAUCGCCAGCGCAGUCAGACACUGAGCAACCUCGAUGACUACGCAUCGACAAGCACGAUGUCCAGACCGACGCCGACAGCGAUGGACUCGAAGCCACCUAUGACACGGGCACUCACCACAUCUUUGACGAUGCAGUCACACGUCGACCCGGCAGUAGUCAAACGUCACAAGUCCGUUCCUGACAUCCAUGAGGACGUCAACAACGACGAGACAGUUCAUUUCACACCGAUGCAUGCGCCCCCUCUUCCGCAGCCGUACCCCAGCGUGCCCUCUGAGUCUGUCUCGCCAGUCUCGAUCACGAAUCCGAUAAGUCCGGCCGACGACGAUCACUUGAAAGCCCUGCAUGCAAUCAAGAAGGCCUUGGAAGACAACCCUGGCCUCGCGGAUCCGGACGACUACCUGGCGAUAGGAAAGUUGAUGGAGAAGGUGAAGCUGAUCAGGAGUCCGACGCAGAGCAACGCAUUCCUGCAUACUGCUGAUGGCAAAGGCGGAAGGAAGAGAGGGUACAUGGGCAUCUCUUGA